This is a messenger RNA of Gossypium raimondii (Peruvian cotton), 1020 nucleotides long. RefSeq lists its product as uncharacterized. The coding region runs from base 1 to 1020 and encodes 339 amino acids. The transcript has a single exon. The record is from RefSeq and is a predicted model, not a curated record. NCBI's taxonomy places the organism in Eukaryota, Viridiplantae, Streptophyta, Magnoliopsida, Malvales, Malvaceae.
AUGGAUCCCGACCAAGCUGUAACAGAUGAUGUAGAGAGUAAUACGCCGGCUCUCGCGCAAGGGACCGUACCUGAGGAAAGUAGACCUGAAACACAUAGUCAGGGUGAUGGGGCUCGAGAAGCCUUCCUUUAUAUGAUGAAUAAUUGGUAUACAAAAUUUGUUCGAGCAAAUCCGAAUGUUCAACCUCCUCCACCCCCUCCUAUUCCCCAACCGGUUCCCGUAGCUCCACAAGGUGUUGAUUUGGUAAGAUUGAGUAAACCUCCAGUUGAUAAAAUCCGAAAGCAAGGGGCUGAAGAUUUCAGGGCUAAUAUAGAUGAUGAUCCCGAGAAGGCAGAGUUUUGGCUUGAAAAUUCUAUCUGGGUAUUUGAUGAGUUAUCAUGUACUCCCAAAGAGUGUUUGAAAUGUGCUAUAUCUUUACUGAAGGAUUCAGCAUAUCGUUGGUGGAAAACACUAGUAUCUGUGGUUCCGAAAGAAAGAGUUACAUGGGAUUUCUUCCAAGAAGAAUUCAGAAAGAAGUACAUAAGCCAACGGUUUAUUGAUAAAAAAUGCAAAAAGUUUCUCGAAUUGAAGCAUGGCCGAAUGUCUAUGGCAGAAUAUGAAAGAGAGCUUGUUAGACUCAGUAAAUAUGCUCAAGAGUGUGUGUCCACAGAGGCUAUCAUGUGUAAAAGAUUUGAAGAUGGGUUAAACGAAUAUAUCAUAUUGUUCGUUGGGAUUUUAGAACUGAAAAAAUUUGUGGUACUGUUUAAUCGAGCUUGCAAGGCCGAAAAACUGAAUAAAGAAAAGAGAAAAGCUGAGAUUGAGGCUCGAAAUGUAAGAAAAAGGCCAAUGAGUAAUACAUUUCAAUCCCAAUUAAAGGAGUUUAAAGAGACGAAUCCACGAUUAACUGUUUUAGCUGGGUAUUCACAUAGAGACCGUGGGAAGUCAUAUUCAGGUGCUAAAGCUAAAGCUACUUCAAAGGCAAGUGUGGGCAAUAUAGGGCAUAACAGACCUGAGUGUCAACAGUGUGGUAGGCGACAUUGA